AUGUAUGACCCACUCGGAUUAAUCGCCCCGAUUAUCAUCCGCGCAAAGAUGCUGAUGCAAGAGCUAUGGCUACUGAGAUCCGGCUGGGAAGAUCCCGUCCCCGAUGUCAUCUGCAAUAAGUGGAAGGCGAUUCAGUCCGAUUGGAACUCUCUUCGAGAAUGUAAAAUUAAUCGUUAUGUUCUCUUACCCCAUUCUAAAGUAGAGCUCCACAGCUUCACCGAUGCCUCCGAGACAGCCUAUGGCGCGUGCGUUUAUGCGCGCUGUGAGAACGCGUCAGGAGAGGUGCACGUCAGGCUCCUAGCAUCUAAGUCCCGGGUAGCACCUCUUAAACGCAUCACGCUACCGAGGUUGGAGCUCAGCGCUGCUGUUUUGGGAGCUCAUCUACACCACCGCGUCAGGAAAGCGAUGCAGCUCAAAGCAUCCGACUCCGUCUUCUGGUCCGACUCUACCGUCAUACUGAACUGGAUUGCGUAUCUCCCAAACACUUGGAAGACCUUUGUGGCCAAUAGCGUCGCCGAAGUGCAGCACCAUUCUCAUCCCCGGCAAUGGAGACACGUUCCCGGUUCAUCCAACCUAGCGGAUUUAGUCUCCCGUGGCAUGUCCGCAGCAAGCAUCACGCUAAGCACGCUGUGGAAUUCCGACCCGGACUGGCUUGUGCUUCCGUCAUCCCACUGGCCACACUCGAAUCCUGAAUCGAUCGACGGAGUUGAUCUCGAAAUCCGUCAGGUGAGUGCGAAUAUCGUUAGUACACCAACUCAUCCGUGGUUCGAUAUCGACUCAUCUUACACCAGACUGCUGCGCAUCAUUGCGCAUUGCAUACGUUUUGCACGCAACGCAAAACAGAAGGCGCGCACCCAGCAGCUGUCGCCGUCUUCAUCAUCACUGAUGAUACCGCCACCAUACAUCGCCGCUGCCAAAACUGCUCUCUGUAGAUUGGCACAACAAGACGCCUUCUCCCUCGAAGUCCGACAUCUGAAAAGAGGAGAAGCUUUAGCCAAGCAGUCAUCAUUACGCAAAUUAAGCCCAUUCAUUGACGAGGAGGGUUUAAUUCGGGUUGGAGGUCGAUUGAAGCUGUCGCAACUACCUUACCAAUCGAAGCAUCCCGUGGUACUUCCCAAGCAUCACAAGCUCGCUCGCCUCAUCGCAGAACACCAUCACGAGGAGCUAAUGCAUGCCGGCGGAAGACUCCUUCUGUCCCAGAUAAGGGAAAGCUACUGGCCCCUAGACGGACGUCGGCUGGUGAAAAGCAACGUGAGGAACUGUUUCCGAUGCAUUCGUCAGGAUCCUGCACUCGCCCAGCAACCCAUUGGCCAGCUUCCCCCAUCGCGCGUCACACCUGGUCGUCCUUUCGCGGUUACUGGAGUGGACUACGGUGGACCGCUCUAA
Molecule: messenger RNA, 1386 nt
Organism: Anopheles stephensi (Asian malaria mosquito)
Lineage: Eukaryota; Metazoa; Arthropoda; Insecta; Diptera; Culicidae
Exons: 1
Coding region: 1-1386 (461 amino acids)
Source: RefSeq, a predicted model, not a curated record